Chlamydomonas reinhardtii is the source of this 1543-nucleotide messenger RNA. RefSeq lists its product as uncharacterized. NCBI's taxonomy places the organism in Eukaryota, Viridiplantae, Chlorophyta, Chlorophyceae, Chlamydomonadales, Chlamydomonadaceae. The annotation marks the transcript as partial. The record is from RefSeq and is a predicted model, not a curated record. The transcript has 6 exons.
GGCAAACUGCAGUCGGUCGCGCUUCAGGAGUUGUUUUCGCAAUUUACGCGCGGCCGACCUGGUCGCGAGCCGCUCAGGGUCCAGCUAGGACGCGCGCCCCACUCGCAAUUUACCAGCGGGUGGGGCGGCCAAUAGGCCCGCUUCUUAGGUGAAUGGGGCGGUCCCACGCAAAUCGUAACUAUAUCGAAAGUUGCAAAUCCACAUGCAAAUAGCUCAAAAUGCAUGCCCGGAAGCCGCGAGAGAAGUUCCCCGCGCUCCCGGCCCACCAUCGCCCCCCAUCAGACCCCUGCAUGGCCCUUUGCACACGCGAGCAGGCGCUGUAGUCUGCACGCCUCAUCUCUAUACGCAUAUCACACUUAAUCGCAUCCUAAAACAUUACCCGGGAUACUACACCGCGCUUCCGGCGACGGAUGUGGACCCGCAAGCUCUGGGCCUAAGCGUCAUGGCAAGUCUUGUUGUUUCUCUUGAAUGAUGCGCCCAUUCAUGCGUAUGGAAAAGGCGCCUGAACUUCGCCUUGCAACAUUUUGCGUAGGCACCUAAAUCGCUUGCCGCCAGCGUCAGCCAUAACUGCCGUCUGAAGCUUAAACUUUUUAACAAGGAGGUUGACGAACAACACACCCGCUUCAUCAGCGGUCAAGGACAUAAUCGUCGAGUUCCUGGAAGCCAUGCAUGGCGUCAGAGUCAAGAAGUUUCCGCAGUACAAGGCCAAGCUGGCUGCCAUGGCUAGCCUGGACGAGGACAGCCCCAUCACCUCCCUGCCUACCAACAAGUUCAUCCGGUUCUGGGCUAGGAGGGGUGCGCAGCUCGUACUCUCCGCCCUACGAGAGUACCAGAGCGAGGGUGGUGCAGCUGUGAACGGGGAGGGCGGGGAGGGCGGGGAGGGCCAGGGCGACAGCGAGGGUGGAGGCACGGAGGUUGGCGAGGGCGAGGGUGAGGGUGGUGGGGCUGGCGGAGGCGGAGAAGACGGCGACAGCGGUGAGGGCACCAGCCCAGGCGCCAAGCUGCCACUGCGUCUAGGGGGCUUGGUCUCCAGCUUGCUCUGCAACAAGGGGCGCCUGGAACGGGGCGAGUGGAAGACGUGGCAGUACUCCGGCGGGGGCUGCAAGUGCGGCGGCUCCUGCCACGCUGCCCGGGUGUACCUCAGGUGGCCGGAUGGCCUGCCCCUGGUGUGCUAUGCCAGUGGGCACGUGCACGGCACCGUCGCGAUCCACACGGCCGUGGUUGAGUGGGCGUGUAAUCACGACCCCGCCUUCAAGGCGGACUACGAGAGGGCGGUGGCCGAGCGUGAAGAAGCGGCCAAGCAGAGGAAGGAGGGUGGAAUGCAGGCGGCUGGAGCUCGGGACAUGCGGCAGGCAACUGCACGCGGAGUGACGGCUGCCAGUGAUGAGGACAACAACAUCGAGCUGGGCACAGAGGCGCCGCAGCGCGGGAACAAGCAGCCCAAGCCUGGCAGCAAGAGCCGUAGGCAGCUGACAGAUGCGGAGGCGGCGGAGGUGGUGGCCACGUACAAGGAAAAGCGGGCGGCGGGCCUGAAGAACAAGGA